UUCUGGACACCACCCAGACGAAUGAUUCCUCAUACAUCGAAUUAAAACCAUUUAUCUACAUCCCGGAGUGGCAGACCACCAUCCAAGCAAAAUGGGACAACGCUCCCCCAUCUUGUACUUACUGUAAGCAAUCGGGACAUACCAUCCGAGAUUGCCAGAUCAAGCUCAACUCGGCAAUGGGGAUCCGAACAUGCUAUUUGUACCGACAAGCUGGACACACCAAAACAGAUUGUCCGGUACGUUUCCAGGCAGCUCAAGGCCUUAAAAAUUGUUACACCUGCCACCAGGCUGGCCAUCUGAAAGCCAACUGCCCUCAGUCCAACAAGCAGGGAAGCCCUUUCCCGCAGAACGGGCCGAGUCAACCUUUUCCAAGGGUGAGAGUGAGGAAGUGUCUCAGUACACCUACCCCAACGCUCAAGACCCCAAUAUCAUCAUCUUGUCAGAUGGUGAGCCAGAAUCACUCCCAGCGCAGGUCAAUGAACUACGAACCGCUCAAAACAUAAAAAAAAUUCCACAUGCGAUUCGGACGCCCUGGUGCCGGACCCUUCAGCACAAGAUACCA
Molecule: messenger RNA, 562 nt
Organism: Umbelopsis ramanniana AG
Lineage: Eukaryota; Fungi; Mucoromycota; Umbelopsidomycetes; Umbelopsidales; Umbelopsidaceae
Exons: 1
Coding region: 177-503 (108 amino acids)
Molecular function (GO): nucleic acid binding; zinc ion binding
Source: RefSeq, a predicted model, not a curated record